AUGUAAUAAAAACAAAAUUAAGCAAAAAUAAGGAAUGCAUUACAAUAACAACUAUUCCCUAAGAUGCAAAAGAAAAUUGAUCCGCCAAAAACAUAACCAAAAAGGUAUUAUAUUAUAAAAUGUAUAAUUUUAAGAGCCAUAAGGAUAGAAGAUGAAAAUAAAUUAUCUAUAGCAUUACCGCAUAUAGAGACAACAAUUGCUAUGAAUUUUAAUUAAAAGUAUUAAUUGGGGAAUAUGAUUGGAGAAGGUGCACAUGGAUUAGUGAAAAAAGCCAUAAAAGUAGAAACAAGUGAAUAAGUAGCAGUGAAAAUUACAAGAAGUGGAGAUCCUGAGCUUGUUAAAACAUUUACUGAGGCAUACAAAAAUACUAGAAUGUUAGAUCAUGAAUUCAUAAUAAAAGUUUAUGAAUGUUACAUAGAUGAGCAAUGUGAAACUUUAUAUUUAGUAAUGGAAUACUCAAAUUUACGGAGUUUAGAAGAUGUUAUAAAAAAGCAUAAGAUAUUAACGUAAUUGAAUAUCCUUCAAUUAGGGAAGAAUAAGCUAAGAUUUUGAUAAGAAAUAUUCUAUUAGCUCUAUAGCAUAUUCAUGAAAGAGGAGUAGCUCAUAGAGAUUUAAAACCAGAUAAUGUGUUGAUCAAUAAAAAGUCAUUGGAUAUAAAAAUUAUUGAUUUUGGAGUAAGUAGAAGAUUUAAAAAAUACAAUGGUAGAGAAUUUGUAGAUGUAAAUAUGUGGACAAGAACAGGAAAUGUUUAUUAUGCUGCUCCAGAGAUCUUAACUGGAGGAGGUUAUGAUGAAAGAGUUGAUCUAUGGUCAUUAGGUGUUUGCUUAUUCCGUAUAUUGACUGGUUAAUUCCCUUUUUUUGAAGAUAGCGUAUUAGGAACCAUUGAAAAAAUACUUAAAGGAACCUUUGAAUUUAAUGAGAAUAUUUCUUUACUUGCUAAAGAUUUAAUCAAAAGACUUUUAAACCCAAAUCCUAUUCAAAGAUUAUCUGCGUAAUGUAUAUUAUAGAGAUUCACAUUAUAGUGGCUUUACAACAUCCUUGGCUCUAUCAUUAUUAGAUUGAUCCCAUAUCUCCUAAUAGCACUGAACUUAUUAAUAAAGUCAAUUACAAAACCAGCGAUGACAUUUCUGAUAUUUCCUAAGGUGCUGAUAAGAACAAUUAUUAUAGUAGAAAUCUUCACAUGAGAAGCAAUACUAUGACCAAAAGUCCAAUCAUAUAAUAAGAAUCUAAUUCAAAUCCAAAAUCUCCUCUUAAUUUAUUAAAACAAGAUCUCGAUGAAGAAAUUCAAUAGUCUCCCUUAAUCAAAUUGAAAAAAAUUCAAAAUUAAACGAAUAGAGAAAUCAAUAUCAUUAAAAAAAAUGAAUCUAAUGGACAAGGCUUACUUAGAAUUAGAUAGAGAUUACAAAUGGAAAAACUAGACAUCAUACAUGAAAUUUAAUGA
Messenger RNA from Paramecium sonneborni, 1441 nucleotides. The record is from the annotation of a GenBank genome assembly. Lineage: Eukaryota; Ciliophora; Oligohymenophorea; Peniculida; Parameciidae.